This is a messenger RNA of Sphaerodactylus townsendi, 1592 nucleotides long. RefSeq names its product TLR adaptor interacting with endolysosomal SLC15A4 (gene TASL). The coding region runs from base 1 to 873 and encodes 290 amino acids. The record is from RefSeq and is a predicted model, not a curated record. The transcript has a single exon. Gene Ontology annotation, biological process: regulation of toll-like receptor signaling pathway. Lineage: Eukaryota; Metazoa; Chordata; Lepidosauria; Squamata; Sphaerodactylidae.
AUGCUGUCCGAAGGGUAUUUCUGUAGAAUUCUUUAUCAUGAUCUCUUGAAUUACAACCUGUGCAGCGAGCAAGGAGAAGAUGUAGCACAUGAGAUGACCUCUUUGAAUGACAUCAUUUUUGAGGAAAAACAAGACAGCAAUAUGUUUUGGAGGUGCAGAUCUUUUGGCAAAUUUAUAUUUUCUGUCCAUGCUAAAGAAAACAGAAACAGUAGGCAACAGAAGGAUGCAUUGACACAAGCUACUAAAAAACCAGCAUUUGAAAGGCAAACAUCUCCAGCUGUAGACAUUUGUAUAGGAUCUGCAAUAAACAGAGACACUUAUCUGGUUCCAUCUUCUUGUAACAGUAUUUGCAAGAACUAUAAUGACUUGCAUAUUGCUGGGGGCCAGGUGAUGCCUGUGAGCUCAGUUAAAACAGAUUUUAAUCAUGACAGUGGGAUUGGUCCAUUCUUGGAAUCAUCAGAGAUCCCACCACCAAUGGAAUCCAUAUCAGUGCCACCUACAGAAGUAUCCCGCAAGCCAACUCAAGGGCAUUCAUCGUGCUGGCGAGUAGCCAGCAUCAUGCAACAUCAGCAGCCCCUCUCUAAUUCAAUACUGAAUAACUACUUAGAGGAGAAGGUGGUAGAGCUCUACAAGCAAUAUAUCAUGGAUGGCAUGGGUAACAGUGCAUCUCCCACUCAAAUCUUGGCAUCAGAAUUCAUCAUGACUAAUGUCGAUCAAAUCAGCAUGAAACUAUCACAAGAGAGGAACAUGAAGACCACCAAAGCAAAAGACGUGGUUAUCAGCUGUCUACUGCGACUAGCUAGUGAGAAAGCAUACACUGAAAUGAGCACUCCUAGCCUCCAUAUUUCCCAGUUCAGCACUAUUACUAAAUAAAAGUUGAAUGCAGCUUGAAAGUAUUUAAAAAAAAUAAUGUUUAGUUUUUGUAUAGUAAAGCAUUUUAUUUUGUAGACAAACUCCUGCAAAGAAACCUUGUUUGAAAAUCACACAGAAAUCUUUGGCUGUUUUUGCACAGCCCAAAAUGGCAUAUUUUAUGUAUUGUAACUAGAUAUUGUGAAAUUGUAUAGAUUGUUAGAAAAUGCUGUGUUUUUUUCUAUGUGAUUGCUCUAUUACUUUUUUAAAAAACAAGAUCCCUUAUUCUUAUACAACUGUCUAGAAAAAAGGUUUAUUGCAUUGAAAAUCCUCAGUUCACAGGCCCCUUUCAAAGACAUUUCAGAAGACACCAUGGAAAUCCUGUUUAUGUAAGGAGUGGUACCAUAUCUUAGAUAAUGAUGAAUAUAUAUUCCAUAGGACUUAGGGAGAUAAAAACCAUGAAGUGCUAUAAUCAUAUUCAUUACAUCAAGCUGAAGCUAUUAAUAUUGUGCAGGCAUAUCUGUAAUAGUUUAAGAACUGUAUAUUAUUUUUAAAGCAGGAACAUUACUUCCUAAUGAUUUUAUCUCUUUACUGAGGUAUUUGUGUAAGACGCAAUGAAUUUGAUGCUUGCUUCUAUUAAAUACAUUAUAAGAGUCAUUCCACCACUGAUUUAUUUAAAAGAUCUUGCAAGUGUUCAAAGACUAACAGCAGUUGCAAAAAGAUAAGACAGUUUUAGCUUUUGU